Messenger RNA from Torulaspora delbrueckii, 1413 nucleotides. RefSeq lists its product as uncharacterized. The transcript has a single exon. Gene Ontology annotation, cellular component: aggresome; amphisome. Gene Ontology annotation, molecular function: K63-linked polyubiquitin modification-dependent protein binding; protein kinase C binding; zinc ion binding. Lineage: Eukaryota; Fungi; Ascomycota; Saccharomycetes; Saccharomycetales; Saccharomycetaceae. Gene Ontology annotation, biological process: mitophagy; endosome organization; aggrephagy. The record is from RefSeq and is a predicted model, not a curated record. Bases 1 to 1413 code for a protein of 470 amino acids.
AUGACAUUAGGUAAUGCAGGAAUCGUAUAUGGCACUCGCGGGGAAGUGUUUGAAGGUGAUCGUGGUAAGAGUUUAAGUGAGUUUAUCUCAUCUAAUUUCAACAUCGAUGACGUAUUUAAGAAGAAAUUAGUGAUGGGUAGAUGUAUAUGCCACGGUAAGAAAGCUUUAGAGACUGAUAUACUACUUGAUAAUGAGCAGCAAGCUGAAAAAUUUAUCGCUUCCAAGGAAUCAAAGAAGCCUCAUGUGAUUUUGAUCUAUGAUAAGCAUAAUGAUGCGGAACCGGUUACUACAGAACCAUCGAAGGAACAAGAGAGUAAGGUGGUUAUUUCUGAGGAACAAUGGGUUGACCUCGUUUCUUCGAUCAAAAAGUUGGAAUUAUCUGUCCUGGAGCAAGCUAAGCCUAAAGCUGCGCCUGAUGGUGUAGUUCAUACAUAUGUCGUUUGCGAUGGUUGUUAUCCGACUGAACAGGAAGAUGCUGUUGAGAUUCAUGGCCCAAGGUUCAAAUGCUUGACUUGUCGCAAUUUCGAUCUUUGUUCCAAAUGUGAAAGUGAAGGUUAUGAAAACUUUCAACAUAAGAGAACUCAUAAUAUGGCUAAGCUCAAUUUGCCAGCUAAGAAUAUAUGUGGAGUAAAGCCUGAGAGCUAUGUCACUAGUAAAGUUUCGGGGAACGAUAAGGAAGUUGUUAUCGAUAUUGCCGAUGACAGGAAGGAUCUGUUUGAUUUGUUCUCAAAAAUGGAAAACUUGGAAGAGAUCGUUCAUGGCUUCAGAUUAUACAAGAAAUGGACCGAAAAGCUAAGUGAAGAGAAGAUCGAAGGGAUCCUAUCAGGUGAAGAAUUCUCCGCCAAGAAUCGACGUUUUGAAGUGGCCAAGCCCGGCAAACUGGAGGUAGAGCUGAAGAAGAAGGACAAGGCAAUCAUUUUUCAAAUGCGCAAUACGGGGGCAAGCACAGUUGCAGGUGGUCUAACUUUAGUAUAUUCCACAUUCAAAGAAGAUGACAAUCUUGACGCAUCCAACGUCACCUGUGAACUGCCCAUGGGACCUCAUGAGCUCUUACCUGGUAAUAGUAAGAUGUUGAAAUUUAACUAUUUCGGAGUUCUUUCUGACAUAUCGAUGGAAACCAAGAGUCAGAUCGCUCUGGUGGACUCUGAGAAAAAUUUCAUUUUUAAAGGUACCAAUAGUGGUAGAGCAGGCUCUCACUUUAUCUUGAAUUCAACUGGGUUAGCAUCGGACGGCAUCGCAGGAGAUUUGCCUUUGUUAAACAGACGGGAUUCAUUGCAAUUGCUAGAGAAAGACGACUCUGAUAGCGUCAUCAGUUCUACAGUCACUAACGACAACGAAACACUUCACUCUGUCUCUGAUCAAGAGACUUCCAACUGGGACGAGUACGAUUUCCUCAGCGAAAGUGAUGUCUGA